UUAUUUAUACCAAUAAUGAAUUGUGUAUCGAAUAAACGUCAUCGCUUAUCGAACGUCACUUUUUCAGCUGGCUGGUUACCACCGAGUACGACAUAUUUACCCGGCUUGCAAUACCUUAUGGACCUUGAUUACCUUUUCGUGAACCAGAAAAUUGAGUUAUUUGAAGCUUUUACCGGGUGGGAGACUGAGAAUAGGUACGCUGUUUCGAACAUCCGCGGCGAACCAGUGUUUUACGUGGCCGAGGAAUCGGGCAUUUGUUCGCGAAUGUGCUUGGGCAAGUACCGCUCCUGCGAAUUCAGUGUCUACGAUCGAGAUCGCCGGGAGAUCCUGCGUAUGACUCGGCCCUUCAGAUGCGACAGUUGCUGUUGUCCCUGCUAUCUGCAGGUCUUAGAGGUUUAUUCCGGGGGUACUCUGUUGGGCAGCAUUACUCAAGAAUGGAGUCUCUGGCGACCGAUAUUCUACAUUCGCAACGCAUCCGGCCAGCCGGUGUUAACGAUAAAGGGACCGAUCUUCCGCUUCUGCGUUGAAGUAAAUUUUGAGAUCAAAUCCCUAGAUGAGAAGCAUCGCGUCGGCAGAAUCCAGAAGCAAUGGAGCGGUAUCGGUCGAGCUUUUACCGAUUCCGAUAAGUUUGGCAUUAACUUUCCACACGAUCUCGACGUAAAUAUAAAGGCCGUACUGUUGGGAGCCUGUCUUCUGAUAGACUUCAUGUAUUUCGAAAAUCCAAAAUGAUCAAUCUAUUUUAAUAUUUAAGAAAAGAAAAUAAAACACAAAAGGCGCUGUCUAUACUAUAUAAACUUAUAUGUACUCAUAAAAAAUACUUUGCACAUAAAGUAUAAAUAAACAAACAUCAAAUACACACGUACUUAGGAUAGAAUCUUACCGAAUGAGCUGUGAGAUUUAGCUGCAUACACAUAUUGCUAUUCUCAUUUUAAUCACUUUGUUUUUCAAUAAUCUUUGCUAUAUAUUUUUAUACACUAAGCUGAACUUACUCGCAAAAAAUGUGAUCGAACUUGCGUUCGUUGCUGAAAAUACAGAGUUCGAUGUAUAAUAGAGAAAUUCUCUAUUUUUUU
Nylanderia fulva is the source of this 1070-nucleotide messenger RNA. NCBI's taxonomy places the organism in Eukaryota, Metazoa, Arthropoda, Insecta, Hymenoptera, Formicidae. The record is from RefSeq and is a predicted model, not a curated record.